AGACUAUUGACGCUACAACUACUAUAUUUCUUUUAAUUUCUUAAAGUUCUUAAAAAAAAUCAUUUUUAUAAACAAUCUCUAAAAAAAAAUGAAACGACCAUUAAAACGUUGCAAUAUCAAAAGUACUUCCUUAGUUAUAAGUGUACUAUUGUUGUUAUAUUUAGUUUUCUCUAGUGGUUAUCAUAAAUACGAAAUAGAUGGUGUUAUCAAAAAUUCUAGACCGGAAGAUGUUUGGAAUUAUGUGGCUGAUUUCAGUAAAAUGAGACUAUUAAAUCCUACUAUUUUAAAUUUUAGAAUUUUAUCGGAUAGUGGUCAUACACAUGAUUGGCGUUAUACUGUUGAAUAUACAGAACGUUUGUCUCAUUGGCCAUAUUGGGCAAAUACAGCUAGAGCCAAUUAUAUUGUUGUUAAAUCAUUGCCACAAGUCAAACCCGUAGUGUAUUCCAUAAAGUCCAAACAUGAAACAUGCUUUUUUAAAGGCCUAUACUGUUUACAUGCCGAAAGUGAAUUUAAUUUUGCUGCCCAGUCCAAUAAUACUUACUGCAGUGAGAAAAUACACUAUGAAUGUCCCCCCUUCUUGAGCUCAGCCUGUAAACGUGAAUUGGAAUAUCAACGUAAGGCGGUUAUGCAUAAUCUCACCAUAAUAUUUAGUAAAAAAUAUUAAAUGUAUACAUAUAUCUAAAUUUCCAACAUAAGUAUAUAUGUUUGUGUUUUAUUUUUACUAUAAUAAUAUUUUUAUUAAAUUCAACAAAAUAUUUAAAGAUAAAAUUUUAUAUAAUGAUAUA
Lucilia sericata (common green bottle fly) is the source of this 785-nucleotide messenger RNA. RefSeq lists its product as uncharacterized. The record is from RefSeq and is a predicted model, not a curated record. The coding region runs from base 89 to 664 and encodes 191 amino acids. Lineage: Eukaryota; Metazoa; Arthropoda; Insecta; Diptera; Calliphoridae. The transcript is spliced from 3 exons.